AUGACCCCUGCUCACUUUGCAUUUUCAUCAGCUUUCAUACUAGGCCUAGCCGGCCUUGCCUUCCACCGAACCCAUUUUAUUUCAGCCCUAUUAUGUUUAGAGGGAUUAAUACUCUCUUUAUUUAUUGCAUUAUCCCUAUGAACUCUUCAAUUUGACUCAAUAAAUUCUGCAUCCAUACCUAUGAUUCUCCUGGCCUUUUCCGCCUGCGAAGCCGGCACAGGCUUAGCCCUCUUAGUAGCCACCACUCGCACUCACAGCACUAAUCGACUUAAAAACCUAAAUCUCCUACAAUGCUAA
Poecilia reticulata (guppy) is the source of this 297-nucleotide messenger RNA. The record is from the annotation of a RefSeq genome assembly. NCBI's taxonomy places the organism in Eukaryota, Metazoa, Chordata, Actinopteri, Cyprinodontiformes, Poeciliidae.